Messenger RNA from Podospora pseudocomata, 1494 nucleotides. RefSeq lists its product as uncharacterized. The record is from RefSeq and is a predicted model, not a curated record. Gene Ontology annotation, molecular function: acyltransferase activity, transferring groups other than amino-acyl groups. NCBI's taxonomy places the organism in Eukaryota, Fungi, Ascomycota, Sordariomycetes, Sordariales, Podosporaceae. The transcript has a single exon. The coding region runs from base 1 to 1494 and encodes 497 amino acids.
AUGACGGAACUACAGAACUCAAUCAUUCAACUUCGCCCGAAGGGGUGGGAAGCAGAUCCAGAGCACGAAUAUUUCAAUCUGUCCACACUAGACUACUGUGUUGGACAGGUGUAUACCAACUACGCCUUGUUCUUCAAGCUUUCUCCCAACGCGGACAAGUCGAGGAUCAUAUCUACGAUCAAAGAUGGAUUGGAAGUCACCCUGUCCCAGUGCCGUCAGCUGUGCGGCACUCUGCAGGAGCAACCCUCUGGAGGUGGCGACCUUUGUUUUCACAAGACCAGAGACAGCACGGUCGAACUUCACGUUCAGUUUCUCGACACCGCCGAAUGGAAGCCCGAAGGAGAGUAUCAGACGUUCGGAUCACUGGAAGCACAGCAUUUCGCCUCAAGAGCGCUGGGAAACAUGAAAACCUGGUGUGUUUCGCCUAUGACAUAUGGCGAGAAGCCCGAAGCACAGCCAUCCAGCCAUCCCAAAUGUGCCGCCUUCAAAAUCACUUUCAUCCCAGGGGGCUUCGUGCUCAUGAUGCACCAUCAUCACUACGCCAACGACAUCAUGGGUUGGGCGGGAGAGUUGCACCAACUGGCCGAGAACUGUGCCACCAUUUGGGCCAACCCUAGCGCCCCGGCCUUGCCUCCUUGGGAUCCAUCCUGCCUCGACCUGUCCAGAAUUACUGCGCCGAACGUACCCGAAGACAAGAAGAUUGAUGGCCCAGCCUCACCCCUCCGCCAUCCUGAUCACAAAAAGGCUCAAUGGCUGCUGUUCCAUCUGUCCAAGACCAAAACUGCCGCUUUGAAGCAACUCGCCAGUCCGAAAGAUGGCAGCUAUUACGUGUCCAGCUAUGAUGCCUACAAUGCUCUCAUAUGGAGACUCCUAACUAAACACCGCCUCGCAUUCUUCGCCGAUGAUGUUCCUUCUAAUACCCCCAUGGUAUGGGGAGAAGCAGUUGACAUGCGUCGCCGCUUCACCAACCCACCUAUCGCGCCCCGCACUCAGGGCAACGUUGUCUACGUGGCUCUUAGCAGCCAGUCACCACCCGAGCUCAAGCCUUUGGCUGCUUCUGAGGUCGCCUCAGACGCAUCAUUGGAGAAGCUGGCGUGGUACAUCCGUCAGUUGACAAACUCUGUCACCCAAGAGUCUCUUGCUGCUGCAUUGAAUGGCAUCGCGCCCAUCCGGGACAAGACGGCCCUGUUUCUGCGCGUGGACUCACUCCCACCGCUGAGUAUCUUCGUCACAGAAUGGCGAGACACUCGUCCUUGUGAUGCAGACUUUGGUUUCGGCAAGCCGCAUGCAUUCAGGUUCCCGUUUGACACAGUCACCAAUGGCCUGGUUGUGGUUUACCCGGUCCGAGGGAAUGGGCCUUGCGGGGAUGAUGAAGGGAAUGAGUUCAGCAUUGCGGUCGAGAUGGGAAUAAAAGACAGCCUACUGGCAGAUGAGGAGUGGAACAGCUGGUUUGACUUUAGAGGAGUAGAUGCUGAUGAUAUGCAGAGGGACUGA